Nerophis lumbriciformis (worm pipefish) is the source of this 3028-nucleotide messenger RNA. It is a transcript of the gene exoc6b, whose product is annotated as exocyst complex component 6B. Gene Ontology annotation, cellular component: membrane; exocyst. The record is from RefSeq and is a predicted model, not a curated record. Gene Ontology annotation, biological process: Golgi to plasma membrane transport; intracellular protein transport; exocytosis. NCBI's taxonomy places the organism in Eukaryota, Metazoa, Chordata, Actinopteri, Syngnathiformes, Syngnathidae.
AACAUUUUUACAAAUAUGGUUCUAACUAAGACAUAUUAAUGCAAGCAAGACCAACGAUAUCAGGUUACAUGUUAUUAAAAUAUUUUGAUUAGUCAAUCAUGAGCUGAUAAAACAACAAUACUAGAAAGCAUAUAUUUUAGGUAGUGUAUGAUGUGUGCUGAAGUUUUAUUUUGUAGAAUAUGUGAGUGUAACCCCGCUCACUCGGGCUGCACCGCGAAAACAUCGAACCAUCCCCCGGCCAGCGGCUCGCCAUGACGCACGGAGCGCAGAUCGUCCGCUCGCCUCAGCCCAUCUCGGGACCGUCCAGAACAAAAUGCGGUAUGGCGACGGUGGAGACAGCCGCCGAACACGAGCGAAUUCUCCGCGAAAUAGAGAGCACGGACACCAACUGUAUUGGGCCGACUCUCCGGUCAGUGUACGAUGGCCAGGAACAUGGCGUGUUCAUGGACAAACUGGACGUUCGGAUCAGGAAUCACGACAGAGAGAUCGAGAAGAUGUGCAACCACCACUUCCAGGGCUUUGUGGACUCCAUCACAGAGCUUCUCAAAGUGCGAGGAGAGGCGCAGAAGCUGAAGAGUCAGGUGACUGAGACCAACAGGUCCCUUCAAGGUGACGGAAAAGAGCUGAUGAACUCCAUGGAGGAGCUGAGGCAGUGUCGAGUACAACAGAGAAACAUCGCCACCACUGUGGACAAACUGACACACUGCCUGCCAGUCUUGGAGAUGUACGCACGCCUACAAGAGCAAAUGGAGACUAAAAGGUACUACCCUGCGCUGUGCACCUUGGAACAGCUAGAGCAGACGUGUCUUCCCAGGGCAGGCCAGUACCGGUUCUGCACCAUCAUGGCAGAAAACAUUCCGAAGUUAAGGACACAGAUCCGGGACACAGCCAUGAUCCAGCUAAAAGACUUUCUAGAGAGCAUCCGGAAACACUCGGACAAGAUCGGAGAAACGGCCAUCAGGCAGGCCCAACUGCAGCGCUCGCUGGACAACUCUAUCUCUCCUGUUGGCCGGCGCCCCAGGAGAGAAGCACUGGCAGCCGCUAGGGUCAUGCAGAGCAACGGGGAGGGUGAGGGCCCGCUGUCAGAAUUGGACUCUGGCAUCCUGGAUGUGGAGGAUGAAGAGGAUGAUGAUGACGUCAGUGGUGCUCAGGACUUGGUGGACUUCUCACCCGUGUACCGCUGUCUUCAUAUCUACACUGUGCUGGGUUUGCGUGAUGUGUUUGAGAACUACUACCGAAAGCAAAGAAGGAAACAGGCUCGCCUCGUGCUGCAGCCGCACUCUAACAUGCAUGAAACUCUGGAAGGAUACAGGCGCUACUUUAAUCAAAUUGUUGGGUUCUUUGUGGUGGAGGACCAUGUGCUUCACACCACGCAGGGUUUGGUCAACAGAGCCUAUGUGGAGGAGCUCUGGGAGCUGGCACUGUCCAAAAUUGUGGCUGCUCUGAGAACACACUCGUCUUACUGUGAUGACCCAGACUUGGUGCUGGAUCUAAAGAAUCUCAUUGUCCUAUUUGCUGAUACACUUCAGGGUUACGGCUUCCCGGUGUCCCAGCUCUUCGACAUGCUGCUGGAGAUACGGGAGCAGUAUGGCGAAAUCCUGAUGAAGAGAUGGAACAUCACGUUCAGGCAGGUGCUGGACCAGGACAACUUCAGUCCCAUCCCGGUGUCAACAGAGGAGGAGUACAGACACUACACUUCCCUGUUCCCUCUGCAAGACCCCCAACUAGACAAGCUUCCCUUUCCAAAGAAGCUUCCAUUCUCCCAGUUUGUGCCAAAAGUCUACUGCCAGCUCAAAGAGUUUAUCUACGCUUGUCUCAAGUACUCUGAAGACCUUCACCUCAGCUCCACGGAGGUGGACGACAUGAUCCGCAAAUCCACCAAUCUGCUGCUGACCCGAACCCUGAGCCACUGUCUACAGUACGCCAUUAAGAAGAAGAAUGUUGGCUUGGCUGAGUUGGUGCAGGUGAUCAUCAAUACCACUCACCUGGAGCAGAGCUGCCACUUCUUGGAGGAGUUCAUAGCAAACAUCACCAAUGUUCCUCCGGACACGGCUAACGCCACCAAGCUGUACGGGACAUCUACGUUUAAGGACGCGCGCCAUGCAGCUGAGGCAGAGAUCUACACCAGUCUAAAUGCCAAAAUUGACCAGUUCCUGCAGCUAGCGGAUUACGACUGGUUAGUGGGCGUGCCGACUGGCGAUGCACCGAUGCCCAGUGACUACCUGCUGGACCUGGUGGCCUUCCUGAAGAGCACCUUCAGUGUCUUCACCAACCUGCCUGGAGCGCCCGUAGAACAUGCUAUCUUACCGGGCAAAGUGGCACAGACGGCGUGCAUGUCGGCUUGCAAACACAUCUCCACCUCGCUGAUGCAGCUCCUGCUGGACCCUGAGGUCAAGCAGAUCUCCAUGGGGGCGCUGCACCAACUCAACGCUGACGUCCACGAGUGUGAGGGUUUUGCCAGAGCCGGCCCGGUCGCAGGCUUCCAGGGUGACACGUUGCUUCUGGCCUUCAGUGACUUGAGACAACUGCUGGAGCUGUUCACGAUGUGGGACUGGUCUAGCUACUUGGCUGACUACGGCAAAGCCAGCUGCAAGUAUCUCCGCGUGAACCCCCAUGCCGCCCUGGCCCUGCUGGAGAAGAUGCGGGAGAGCAGCAGGAUGAACGUUGUCUUUGCGCAGUUCCGAAAGACGGAUCGCGACAGGCAGAAACUGAUCGAUACCAUCAUCAAGCAGCUACGCAAUGUCAUCGCACAACAGCAGCACACCUGAGAGGCCACGCCUCUUCAGCUGUUUCCCCCUUGGUCUUCCUCACUGUGAUGGCAAUAAUGUGUGUGUGUGUGUGUGUGUGUGUGUAAGUAAAGGAAUGCACUUUUGUGUGAGAAGGGAAAGUGGAAUUUGUAGUAAUAGAACACGACUGGUGAGGGAAACAUUCUGUGCCUAAUAAAUAAAUAUAAACAUUCAACACUAAUUGAGUUGCAUCUUUCUUCAAACUUCUGUGUGCUACUGGAGCGUGGACUCACUGUGCCAAC